AUGAAAUUAGACUCCAAGUCCCAGGAUAAUGGCGUUUUCAGGAACGAGUUAGAAGCGCGCGGGCGCGGUACGGAGUCAGCGUUCCUCGGCGAGCUACACUCGACGCUGGCGCCCCCUGCCGCGCCCGACCACGACUGGCAGCACACCCUCUCACUUAUACUCAAAGGCCUCGUUUUUACAACCAUCAUUAUCGGAGCUCUCUUCGGCAACGCCCUCGUCAUCAUAUCUGUCCAUAGACACAGAAAACUUCGCGUCCUGACGAACUAUUACGUCGUCAGUCUAGCCGUAGCUGACAUGCUCGUCGCAUUAUGCGCGAUGACCUUCAACGCAAGCGCUGAACUGACUGACACUUGGCUAUUUGGCCCUUUAGUCUGUGAUAUCUUCAACUCCCUUGAUGUUUACUUCUCCAGUGCAUCAAUACUUCACCUUUGCUGCAUAUCCGUUGACAGAUAUUAUGCUAUAGUCAGACCUCUGGAGUAUCCAGUCACUAUGACUCAUAGAACUGUGUGUUUCAUGCUAGCAAAUGUAUGGUUAUGGCCAGCCUUCAUCAGUUUCGUGCCAAUAUUCAUGGGCUGGUAUACCACAGAACAGCAUCGCCAAGAAAGAUUACACCAUCCUGAUGUUUGUAUGUUCAAAGUGAAUAUGGUUUACGCUAUUGUAUCAUCAAGCGUUUCUUUCUGGAUACCCAGUCUAGUUAUGAUAUCAAUGUACUGUCGAAUAUUUAGAGAAGCUAUUAGACAAAGGGAAGCAUUGACGAGAACUUCUUCAAAUAUUCUUUUGAAUUCUGUCCAUAUGAAGCACACUUCGCAUUCAGCGCAUCAUUCACAUUACCUGCAUCCCGAAAGAAGGCCAUCUGAUAUCAGCCCGAACUACAGUACGUUUACAGAAGUAGGCCCAGAAGAGACUGAAUUUGGUGGAGAAGUUAUGAUGGCUAUAGGGGACAUCUGUCCAAGUAAAGAGGCUAGUCCAAGAAAGUCGGUGAAUGUAAGCUGUGAUACUGCAAGUUCUGGUUAUUGUUCUGGAGGGUCUAACAAGAGAUCUUCGAGUGGACAGCCACCUCCUGGAUGGAGACCAAGCUGUUCUUCUGCCGUGGCGACUAGAGACCUAGCAAAAGCUGCUACAGAACUCAACGCUCAAGGUGCGACUCUGCGAGCGGCUGGGAAGUCGUGGCGAGCGGAGCAUAAAGCCGCGCGCACACUUGGUAUCAUCGUUGGCGCGUUUUUGUUGUGUUGGCUUCCUUUUUUUCUAUGGUACGUCACAACAAACGUGUGCGGCGAGCCAUGCGAGACACCAUCUGUCGUUGUCGGCGUCCUAUUCUGGAUUGGCUACUUCAAUUCAGCACUCAAUCCGCUCAUUUACGCCUACUUCAAUCGCGAUUUUCGAGACGCGUUCAAAAAUACGCUCAUGUGCGCUCUACCUUGCUGCUUCAGCUGCUGGAAAGACACGGGAACCGCGCAGUUUGUGUAG
Messenger RNA from Spodoptera litura, 1467 nucleotides. The record is from RefSeq and is a predicted model, not a curated record. NCBI's taxonomy places the organism in Eukaryota, Metazoa, Arthropoda, Insecta, Lepidoptera, Noctuidae.